UUACUAUUCGCACUAAAUUCAAGUUCAUGUAAACACAAACAUAAUCAACAUAAUGUGAUGUAUUUCUUUGCAAAGUGACAAGUCGCACUAUGUGCAUAACACGAAAUAUCUUCCCCGAUUUCAAGGAAUUUUAACGUCAAAAGAUGGGUAAACGCAAAGAAAUACGAAUGGAAGAGCAAAUAGAUGUUGGUACGUCUGAGUCAUCACACAGAAAGAAACACAAGAAACAUAAGCAUAAAAAGCACAAGAGGUCAAAACAUGAAGAGGUUGACUCCCCUCCUUAUGAAGAACCUCCACCUUUGGUUAUUGCUCCUGCUCCUAUCAAAGGUAUUAGUGACAAAGCAAUACCAACCAAUAAGAAAAGCAAAAAGUCUCGGCGGGAUAGCGGAACUUCAAGUGAAGAAGAACGAUGGCUUGAUGCGAUUGAAUCAGGAAAGCUAGAAGAGGUCGAUGAUGAACUUAUGAAAAUGAAACCAAAGGAUCCCAAGCUUAUGACUGCACGUCAACGAGCCAUGUUAAAAACUGAGACACCCAAUACUGAGGAGACCCUAUUUGCUUUACCAUCAGGUUACAAAGAGAAAGUUAUGACUGAAGAAAUGGCUCAGAAGGCAGCCUUGAAAUCACAACGUCGUAAGCAACAAGCAGAUGAAAAGAGGGAAAAGGACAAAAAAAAAACAAUGGAACGCUUAUUAAAGAAGCAAGAGUCUAAAGCAGGCAAGGCAGGUCAGAAAGGGAAAAGUAAAAAACAAGUUCCUCGUAUUUCUUACCACAUUACUGCAAAUAUUUCAACAAUCAACAUACCUUUAGGAUUUGAAUUCCCUCUGCAACCAGUUGUCAAACAAGAGAAACCUGAUAUUACGUAUUGCGGUGUAGAUGGCUGCUCUGAGAAAAAGAAGUAUGCCUGCUCUAGAACUGGAAUCCCUCUCUGUAGCUUAGCCUGCUAUCGCAAAAAUCUUUCAGGUACAGAGUUUGAUCAUUAAGUUUAAGUCCUCACAAUUAUAGUACAAUUGUGACUUUUUGUAUGAAUUAAGUGUCUAAUUUGAUUUUGUGAUAAUAGUUAAGUAAAUCUUGUUAACUGGUACUCUCCAAAACUCAAAUACAAUAUAAAAUAAUUACAGAAUGUAUUAAUGAUGUGUGACGAGACCUAAUGGAUGUAUGCACCACAUUGGGUAAUGUCUUAUUUAUAUCAGAUUCUUAUUGUCAAGCUGACUUUUUUAUGGGAAAAAUAACUCCCUACAUUCAUGAAGUAAUUGCAAGAAAACCUUGGACUUGGUCUAGAGUUUUCUUGUCCAUUCAUUUAUUCGUUUUGGCUCAGACUUACUUCACAAUUUUAUUUCAGUUGAUGAUAUAAUUCACAAUUCAAGUGUGUGACAUGAAAUCAAGAUUAUUUAGUUUGAUCUUUCUUAUUGUAAGGGGGAGGUAGUAAUAAAUACAAAAACGAUGA
Molecule: messenger RNA, 1444 nt
Organism: Thrips palmi
Lineage: Eukaryota; Metazoa; Arthropoda; Insecta; Thysanoptera; Thripidae
Product: INO80 complex subunit B
Exons: 6
Coding region: 144-980 (278 amino acids)
Biological process (GO): chromatin remodeling
Cellular component (GO): Ino80 complex
Source: RefSeq, a predicted model, not a curated record